CCAUGGCGUCAACUGCACCGUCUUGCUCACCGACCGCGGCCAGCUCCUCAUCACCAGCGGACGGGAGCCUCCAGCGAUGGGCGGAGGAGGGGUCGGUAGUGACGGGAAGCGAGGGUUCGUCUUCGUCGAGGAUUUCCAGGCGGAGGAGGACGGCAUCGCGAUGGCGGAGGCCAGGUGUCUCGACGCCAUCCGAUCUGCGCUGGAGAACCUCGAGGACCAGCUCGAGUUCUUCCAUGCUAUAAAAUCACAACAGCGAACUGAACGAGAUGCUGCUAUGGUGCGGUUGGUACAGAGUCGCAGCAUUCUUGGUAGGAGAUUGGCUGAACACCAGGGAAAGAAGUACAUAGUCAUUGAAAUGGCAUAGGAAGAGAAAUGAAAGAACUUUUUCUUGGUCGUGACGAUUCUUCUAGGAGCAGCCGGUUGAAGCAUCUCGAUGUUCUAUCGGCAAGGGGUUGAUCUUUCUAACUGAUGCUUGGACAGUUUGUUUGAAAUGGUUAGGAAGAUAGUUUUACCAAAUAAUUUUGAGUAAAUUUCCCAAAAAUAUUUAUCCCCCUUCACAAUUUGAAAUUUUGCCCAAAAAGUACUUUUGAAGUGGUCAUGACUAGUUUGUCUGUACAUAAAUACAGUCUGAGUGGUUGCUUACGACAAGUAGUUUGUGCUACUUUGGAUUACUAUGGAUGUAUGAGGUUAAAUUACAAUCCUGAAAUAGAUCUGUAUGCUUGUCAGUUUCCUUUUCAGGGUUCAGUAAUCCCUUGUGUUUCUUAGACU
Messenger RNA from Musa acuminata subsp. malaccensis (wild Malaysian banana), 768 nucleotides. NCBI's taxonomy places the organism in Eukaryota, Viridiplantae, Streptophyta, Magnoliopsida, Zingiberales, Musaceae. The record is from RefSeq and is a predicted model, not a curated record.